AUCCUAGAUGGUUGGACUUAAGGCUUACCUCCUUGAGAUUACGAGUUCGAUUUCAUGAACACUCCAGGAGUAAGGGAGGUACCAUGCUCUGCUCCGGGUAUGAGUUUGCUAACAAAGUUAAAAAAAAGAAAGAAACAAGAGUAGAAUAAAGAGAAAGACGGUCUUGAUGGAAGAAAGCUACAAUCAAAUUUAUAUUAUCAAAGGACAGUGGCAGAGUGGGGGGCCAUCCUCUCAGCCUGUCUCUGCUCGAUCCCAUUUCAAACAAAUAUACCCCAAUUUUAACAACACCGCAACCAAUAAUCACAACAAUAAUACGAAAUGUGUAUAUAUCAGUAUGCAUUCUUAUAGACCACUCGAUGGCCUCUCUCUUUAUUACUAUUAUUUAUGGUUCAUGCAUAAUUUUAUAUGCACAAACAGUUGAACAAUCAUCAAGACGCUACUCAUUGUGAUUGAUGUAUAUUUUACUUAUUAUUUUUGGUAUAAUCACAACUCAUACACAUGCUUUGUUUCCCUAAACUCUCUUUGCCUUCUCUCUAAUCAACUUUCCACUUCUAUUUUAUUCUCUUCCCAUCACAUAUUCACAUGUACUAAUACUACCACUUCUCACUACAAAACUAAAGAGACUUAUACUUCUGCCUAAAGUACAAAUAAGUCACUUAUAUGGCAACAAAGGAAAAACCAAAGAAGGGUGGUGGCGCUACAAUGCAUGUCUACAAGAUGGAUACCGGCUAUGCCAUGGCGCCACCGACUCCGAUGGUCACUAAAAAGAUGGUCUCAUCGUCGCGGAGUUGGGGUCUUUUGAAGAGGUCCAAAACGUAUAAGGAUAAUAAUGUGGAUCAACUAAAAGCAGGAGAGAAAGAGAUUAAUGUGGUUGUGGAAAGAGGAAGAAAAUCAGUUUCGAAUAUAGUGGAGGCUAGAAAAUCAGUUUCGAAUAUGGUGGAGGCUAGAAAAUCAUCGGUGUCGAUUGUGGAGGGAAGGAAAUCAGUGGCUUCGAAAGUGGAAGCGAUCAACGUGGAAGCGAUGGCCGGUUUUUUGAAAGCCAAGGUUCUGGUGACGGACAUGCCAGGGUUCAUGCAGGUCCAUGCACUGCGGUGUGCUAGGCAGACUUAUGACUGUUUAGACAACUUUACUCCCAAGACCUUGGCUCAUAACAUGAAAAAGGAGUUCGAUAAAGUAUAUGGACCGGCCUGGCACUGCAUUGUGGGCUCAAGUUUCGGCUCUUUCGUUACACACUCCACUGGAUGUUUCCUCUAUUUUUCCAUGGAUAAUUUGUACAUUCUCGUCUUCAAAACUAAAGUUAAAAAAGCUACAGAUUGAAGUGAGCCCAGAGGCCACACCUAUCAAUACAUAUAUUUAAGAUCAUGUUCUCUAUACAGGACCAACAGAGUUAAAUAUACUGUUUUCCCCCUUAAUUAUUUGAGUGAGCCUGAUUCUUGAAGAAGAAUCAUUAGUCUUCGUCAUAGACUAGUAGUUGUUUCAUGUUUGGUCGAUGAAAUCCAAAUGUUACGUUUACUUUCUUCAUUCAUCAGUAGUAAAUACCAUUUACCUUGUACGUGUUUGCGUUCAUUGUACAUAUAAAUAAUGGAUGCGUUCGGGA
Messenger RNA from Daucus carota subsp. sativus, 1597 nucleotides. RefSeq lists its product as uncharacterized. Bases 661 to 1317 code for a protein of 218 amino acids. Gene Ontology annotation, biological process: microtubule-based process. The record is from RefSeq and is a predicted model, not a curated record. The transcript has 2 exons. Lineage: Eukaryota; Viridiplantae; Streptophyta; Magnoliopsida; Apiales; Apiaceae. Gene Ontology annotation, cellular component: cytoplasmic dynein complex. Gene Ontology annotation, molecular function: dynein intermediate chain binding.